CGUCACCACGGCCCCGCCCACCAGUCCAGCUCCCCUUUCCCAAGAUGGCGGCGUCCCUGGCUGCUGGGCGGUGCUGAGGGACCCGCCGCCCCCGGGACGCAGCGCGCGGAGAGCGGGGCGCAGCACCCCAACGCAGGAUUGGACGUCACCCCGGCACGUUUCCAGCUCAAUGCAGAGACUGAAGAUCUCCUUACGGGGAGAAGAUCAGUGAUGUGACGGAGUGAGGGCAAAGGCAAGGCCAGCGGAACUCCUCAAUGGAAACUCCCUUCUCUUCAUUUUGCACCCAGCCCCCUCAUAGGUCAUCCUUACAGGGUGUGGGACUCCAUCCUGAGAAGCACGGAUGCUGAAAAAGAUUUGGGGGUUGUGGUGGAUAAUCAGCUGAACCACCAGCUAGAGACACCACCUGGCACUGCUUGUGGGGGAGGACAGCUCUCCCCUGACAUCAUGAUCCGGAGACUCCUGGACCGGCCCUGCACCUUGGCCCUGCUCAUUGGCUUCCAGUUUGCCUUCAUGGUGUACUUCUCCUUUGGCGGCUUCCGGAACCUGACCUCCAUCUUCGGGCGUGACUUGAACCCCGUCUUCGACUACUCCCGCACUCGGGAUGUAUACACCAACCUGAGUCACCUCCUACCCCACCCACCUCCAGGCAGCAGCCCCAUGGGGUCCCUGCCCUACUGCCCUGAGCACUCACCCUACCUCAUUGGCCCCCUGACUGUGAGCUUCAGUCAGGUGCCGACGCUGAAGCAGAUCGUGGAGAAGAACCCAGCGGUGAGGGAAGGGGGCAGAUACCGGCCCGUGACCUGCGAGCCCCGCUCCCGUACCGCUGUGAUCAUCCCCCACCGCAACCGAGAGACACACCUGCGCCACCUGCUCUACUACCUGCACCCCUUCCUGCAGCGCCAGCAGCUGCAGUACGGCAUCUAUGUCAUCCACCAGGCUGGGAACUCCACCUUCAACCGGGCCAAGCUGCUGAACGUGGGGGUGAAGGAGGCUCUGAGGGACGAGGAGUGGGACUGCCUCUUCCUGCACGACGUUGACCUCAUCCCCGAGAAUGACCACAACCUGUACACCUGUGACCCCUGGAGCCCCAAGCACGUCUCCAUCGCCAUGAACAAGUUCGGCUACAGCCUCCCAUAUGCCCAGUACUUCGGCGGCGUGUCAGCGCUCACCCCAAAUCAGUAUCUGAAAAUGAAUGGUUUCCCCAAUGAGUACUGGGGCUGGGGUGGGGAGGACGACGACAUCGCCACCAGGGUGCGUCUGGCUGGCAUGAAGAUCUUGCGCCCCCCCAUAUCGGUUGGCCACUACAAGAUGGUGAAGCACAAAGGUGACCAGGGCAACGAGGAGAACCCGCACCGGUUUGACCUGCUGAUCCGGACGCAGAGGAUGUGGACACAGGAUGGUAUGAACUCGCUCAUCUACACGCUGCUGGCCAAGGAGCUGCACCCCCUGUACACCAACAUCACUGCUGACAUUGGAACCAACCCCCGGGUGCUGAAGGGCAGGAAGGGGUCUGUGCCCGGCUUCGGGGGGCAGAAAUACAAGACUGGGACCAACCAUGAGUUCAGGCAGGAGAUGCUGCGCAAAACACAUCCUGCCAAGCUACCCUGGCCCAUGGCAAACUGGGUGGAGCAGCCCCCACCCCUGCCCCAGAGGUCUGGACAGGAGGCUGGCCGGGGAGCGCCCACAGCCCCCGCCACACAGAGUGAGGGGCCUGGAGCUGCAGCAGGCCAGCUAGGGGGCAGGGAAGGGGCUGCAUGGGACAGCACCCAGAGGAAGGCCCAGGGGGGAGCUGUGGACAGCUCUGGGUCUCAGCACGGAGCAGGAGCCCCUUGGCACAGUGGAGCUGCUCAGGGCACCCAGCAGAGUCUCAGCAUCCUUCCACAGAGCCCUGAUGCAUUGCAGCACAGCCAGGAGACCUUGGGCAAGGGGAAGCCUGAGUCUGGGGCAAUGGAUUUGGGUGGGGCUGAGAAUGCAGGGGGCAGUGCCCCAGAGGCCCUGGCACAAGGGCAGCUCCCCAAGGGCCCCCAGACACAGUGGGACAAUCAGACCUUCUGGCAGAGCACCCUCUAACCAGAGGGCCCUGGACAUCAGGCAUGGGGUGGGGCAGCGACAGAUUCACUGUGUGAGGUGGGCCCUUCCCAGCUCCUGGAACAAACCCCAUGGAUCACAGUGAACUGGAGGCCCUGGCCCUGUGCUGCUCCCAAGUGCUAGGCUGGGCUGAGAGGCCUGGCACCCAGGGGUUCCUUCCCAGGCCAGGAGAGGACAAGUCUGCAGGGUGGGCCCUGUGUGAGUGGAGUCUGGUAGGUCUUGGGCCUGUUCACAGUGGGAUAGGGCCCAUCAGCUGGCUUGUUCCUACGGCUGGCACCUUUGUCUGCGGACUCAGCACAGGCUGGGGCUGGGAGUCCCCCAGGCUAGCCUAUUGCUGGCUGUGUCAGCCCAGGGAACCAGCCUGCUGGGGCAGUACCUGGUAUCACAGGAGGCAGUGGGUAAUUUCCAGAAAAGGGGCCAAGCAGGUUGUGCUUGUAUCUGCUGCACCUUUGUAAUGGGGCCCUAACCCAUGCGUGUGGUUACAGUGGGUCCUCCUGUUGGGCCCUGCAGGGGGAACGGCUGCAAUCAGUUCCGCAUGCUGCAAGGGAGAAGCAGGUGCUCUGGUGCCUCCAGUACAGCAGUGCUCCCCCUUCCCCUCCCCCCCACCUGGGGGCUCUAGCAUCCUGUUGCCAGGGGGUGUUCGAGCCAAGCGCUGUUCACUAGCUGUAGUAGGCUCUUACUGAGCCCAGGCGCCCUGCCCCCCUUGUGGUCAUGUCCUCAAGGGAACUGAGACUCCUGGAGCCUCAACCCUUCCCCUCCUGAGGACAAGCUGAGCCCAAAUCCCUGUGCUGUAGGGGGGGCAAGCUCAUGUCUUCCCCCCAGACUAGUGCCCUUUCCCGAGCCUAGCCCCUGCAACUGGGGGCCUAGGACUUCCUGGGCUGUACUGGAGAAAGCCUGCAUCUGACCAGCCUGCCUGGGCCAAUCGUGAACUGCAACAGGGCCCCUGGCUGCUGACAGCACCCACUGCUCUGUGUGGCUCUGGGCAUUGUGUGGAGCUGGUGGCAGGGCUUUGUCCCUGAAAGGGGUGUUGCAGUGCGCCCCAGCCAGGCUGCUGAGUGGGGCACUGAGAUUGGGAGGAGGUUGGGCUCAGCUCUGACCCUUUUCCCUGGAGCUGUUACCCUUUGGUGCUGGAUUUACACACCACAUUGGUCUCCUGCUGCUGCGUUAAUCCUCUGCAGGUGGGAGGCAGGCCCUGUGCCCUGAGGGGAAGCACGCCUGGAGGUGGGCAGCACUGCUCUCCCAUGGGAGGGUGGGGAGAGGGGGACUUGCCUUCCUCCUUUCCUGGGGGCUAGUACUCACCUUGUGCCUGACCUGGCCCUGGCUGCUCUCAAGCUGGGGAGCUGCUAGCCUGUGCCUGGCUGCCCUGCUUGGGUAUGUAGGAGCCAGGGCAUUCAGCACCAGCAGCCUCCAUUGUAUGUAGCUGUGCCCUUGGCAGAGCCUGUUCAGGCUACAGCAGCCAUGGCAGGAGCAGAGCUAGUCCUGCUGCUUGGAGCUGCAGGGAGAGGAACCCCCUGCCUGGGAUUCCAGGUGGAGCUUUUCCCCUCCCCUGUGCUCUGGGCACUAGUGCCUGGCCAGCCAUAAGCCCAGGGCACCACCAGGCACAGAGGGUGCCAGCUGCUGCUGCAGGCCCAGCUUAUACCAGCUAGAAGGCCUCCAGGCAGCACCUUCCCCAGCACUGAAUUUGCUUUAAGGGAGUAGACUGUGCUUAGCAUAAGCUGGGCAGGUCCCAUCCCCUCACCCCAGAACAAUUUGUGACCUAGGGGGCUACAUCUAGCCCCCACCCCCAUGGCAGUUUGGAGAGCCCAGAGGCUGAUCCUCCUCUAGCUGUUGACAAUUUUCUGUGGUUAUUUAUUUAGGAAUGUGCUCGUCAUGCCUGGCUGCAGCUGCACCAUGCAGGAGCUGAAUAAAACGUUUAGUCCUA
Molecule: messenger RNA, 4009 nt
Organism: Dermochelys coriacea (leatherback sea turtle)
Lineage: Eukaryota; Metazoa; Chordata; Testudines; Dermochelyidae
Gene: B4GALT3
Product: beta-1,4-galactosyltransferase 3
Exons: 8
Coding region: 445-2070 (541 amino acids)
Biological process (GO): carbohydrate metabolic process; galactosylceramide biosynthetic process
Molecular function (GO): glycosyltransferase activity
Source: RefSeq, a predicted model, not a curated record